GGACGGGGAAUAAAAGGCUUGUAUGUCAGGUGCAGGAGCGUCAGAAACCAGUUGCAUACUACAGUAACUCACUAUCAGCUAACUCAACAACACCUUCGACAAACUCAUCAACUCACAAAUGGUUGACGGAAAAGAUACGAAGGGACCUCUUGAGGAGCCUCAACAAUACGAGACUCCUGCUGGACCUCCCCCUGGUGCAUCCAACCCACCUCUGGCACAAACAACUCCCACACCGGGCUACGCGACCUUCCCCGGCCAGCCUAUAGACCCGAGGUACAAUGUCUAUCCCGCCCCUGGCCCAGAUCCACUAGGCUACGUCCCCAUGGGGAACCGGAUCGUCCUCGACCUUCCAAACGGAGUCACCGUUGGCCCAGCAGUCUAUUACUACCCUAACGGCCUACCGGGCAUCCCUGGGCCACCUGUGCAAGACCCACGCGCGAUCUGCGCUGCCCAAGGUCAUGUCCGGACGACGACCUUCGGUAUCGUGGGCAUCUUGACUGCCAUAAUAUGUUUCCCUAUUGGGUUGAUAUGUUGUGCACUUGACCGGCGGGAAGUGUGCGCGAGGUGUGGGGAGGUGAUGUAUCAGGGCUGUUAGGUUGGUUUUUGAAUCGUUUUUUUUCUUCGAACCGCGUAUCUUGGUAGUGCCCUUUCAGAUGUAUAAUUUUUGUACUAAAUUCUGAAUCAGCGCAAUCAUACU
Messenger RNA from Dacryopinax primogenitus, 697 nucleotides. RefSeq lists its product as uncharacterized. NCBI's taxonomy places the organism in Eukaryota, Fungi, Basidiomycota, Dacrymycetes, Dacrymycetales, Dacrymycetaceae. The transcript has 3 exons. The record is from RefSeq and is a predicted model, not a curated record. The coding region runs from base 119 to 595 and encodes 158 amino acids.